Messenger RNA from Limulus polyphemus (Atlantic horseshoe crab), 4058 nucleotides. Its product is annotated as cAMP-dependent protein kinase type II regulatory subunit-like. Gene Ontology annotation, biological process: regulation of protein phosphorylation. Bases 167 to 1321 code for a protein of 384 amino acids. The transcript is spliced from 13 exons. Gene Ontology annotation, cellular component: cAMP-dependent protein kinase complex. The record is from RefSeq and is a predicted model, not a curated record. Gene Ontology annotation, molecular function: cAMP-dependent protein kinase regulator activity. Lineage: Eukaryota; Metazoa; Arthropoda; Merostomata; Xiphosura; Limulidae.
CACGUUGGAUGCAUGUGUUCUGCGUUAGCACUUGGGAGACUAGCGUACUGGAAACGUGUUACCUUCGUUUUAAACACAAACUAAGUUUUGUGUAAAUUUGUAGAAUUUUUAAAUGGAUUAGUAUAGAAUUUUCUCGUGAAAAGGCCGCAAACGUUUAAUUUCAAAAAUGAGUCAGACCAACAGAAUAUCUGUUCCUCCAGAGUUGACUAACAUUCUUCUAGAGUUUACAGUAAAUGUGCUUGUAGAGAGGCCAGUAGAUAUCGUGAAUUAUGCCGUUAAUUACUUCACAAAACUUCGUACUGAAAGACAACAAAAUGGUACAAAAAAUGUAGAAUUUGAGAACGAUGCAGGAGCUAGUGAAGAUGACGAUAUUUUGGAUGAAGAACCACCAAGACCUCCAAACAGAUUUACUAGAAGAAAGUCAGUUUUUGCUGAACACUAUGAUCCAGAAGAAGAUGAAGAUGAUGAUAAUGAUAAGGUUGUUUAUCCUAAGUCUGAUGAACAAAGGCAACAGCUGGCAGAAUCAGUUAGAAAUAUUCUUUUAUUUCGAUCUCUUGACCAGGAACAAGUUCAGGAAGUAUUGGAUGCCAUGUUUGAGAGAAAGGUUCAGACGGGAGAAGUUGUUAUUCAUCAAGGAGAUGAUGGAGAUAACUUUUAUGUUAUACAAAGUGGAAUUUACAAUAUCCAUGUCAACACAGAUCAAGAACAUGAAAAAUUUGUGGGCAAAUAUGAUAACACUGGAAGUUUUGGUGAACUGGCUUUGAUGUACAACCAGCCUCGAGCAGCUACAAUCAAGGCUGCAACUGAUGGAUCCCUUUGGGCUAUGAAUCGACAAGUUUUUAGAAAAAUUGUUCUGAAGGGUGCCUUCAAAAAGAGGAGAGAAUAUGAAACACUUUUGGAAGGAGUUCCAUUGCUACAGUUUUUAAAUCCAUAUGAAAGAAUGAAUUUAUGUGAUGCUUUGAUGCCGAAAUCCUACAAAGAUGAUGAAACCAUUAUUAAACAGGGUGAAGUUGGAGAUGGAAUGUAUUUUGUGGAGAGUGGCACUGUUCGAAUUGUGAUGGUUAACGAGUCUGGAGAGGAAAAAGAAGUAUCUAAAUUGAAUAAAGGCCAGUACUUUGGAGAACUAGCUCUUGUUACUCAUAAGCCUAGAGCUGCUUCUGUCUAUUCAGUCGGUGAUGUGAAAUUAGCAUUUUUGGAUGUGCAAGCAUUUGAACGUUUGUUAGGCCCUUGUAUGGAUAUCAUGAAGCGCAACAUUAAUGAAUAUGAAGAACAGUUUUUGAAAGUCUUUGGUUCUAAGACAAACAUUGGUGACUUGCGGUGAACCUGCCCCAUCGGCUUUAUUCUUCCCAGUGUCAACCCUAGUCACCUAACAAAGCUGCAUGUCAGCUGAUUUGAACUCAUAGAAUGUAUCCCAUCUUUCUCUACAGAAACUAGGUGUAGCUUCAUAGAAUCAUAGUCAUUGUAACAGAAACAAAAACAGCUGUGUUAAAUCAGCUAAGCCUGAAGUAUUUUUGAAUAUUUAAGUUAAAUUAGCGAUUCCAUUGCAUAUAUACUCACUUAUGCACAGAAACUUCACAAAUACUGUCGUUGUAAAAGGACUGUUUAUGUAAAAUAUAAUGCUUCAUUAAAAAUGCCCUGUUUCAAAAACGUGUUUAUAAACUUGAAUAAAAAGAUAAAAGAGGAUGCUAUUUAUUUAAGCGUGUUGCAUAAUAGCUGUUCAUCACCAAUUUAUUAGUGAUAUUUUCUGAAUUUUUAUUAAUGUAUUCAAAGUUUCAACUUUUUAAAUCUGAAAAUAAUAGUUUAACUUAGACCAGUUAUUGAAAGCUAUUUGAUAUUAAUGUCUAGAAUAAUAAAGAUGAAUGGGAGCUAUGUUUAUAUCAUUAAUAAUAGUUUCCAAAGCUCUGAGGAUUUUGCUUACUCUUAAUAAUUUGGUUAGCAAUCAAAAUAAUCAUCUUGUACCUGGAUGUUUGAAACAAAAUCUUAUAACUUUUCUCAUGAAUAUGGCUUGAUAGAAGCUAUUACUAGUGUUGCUAAAAUAGUUUAAAUGUUCAUGACAAAAUAUCAUACAGUUGAAAGAAUUUCAUAAAUAUUUGGUCAAAAAAUAAUAAUUCAGUAAUCACAAAGACCUAAUACCCCUAACACAAAGUAUAAAAAGCAUUGUCUACAUGUUUAAAGUUUAGUUGGGAAUGACACAUAAUAAUUGUGAAACAGUCUUUAAAAGCUACUUACUAAAGCUUCAAACACAAAUUGAAAUUAUAGUGAUUUCUACUUAUCAUUUCAAAAUUUAAAACUCUUCCGUUUUAGAGAUACAUUUCCUUUGAAAAAUAUAUUUUAUGGAUUUUUUUCUUAUAUGUGUCCACUUUAUGUUAAAUCUACCAUUCAACUUUGGCAUCAAAUAUUGUUGAUUGCACAGUCUGAAAGGAGUAACAUUCAACUUUGGCAUCAAAUAUUGUUGAUUGCUCAGUCUGAAAGGAGUAACAUAAAACUUUGGCAUCAAAUAUUGUUGAUUGCACAGUCUGAAAGGAGUAACAUAAAACUUUGGCAUCAAAUAUUGUUGAUUGCACAGUCUGAAAGGAGUAACAUAAAACUUUGGCAUCAAAUAUUGUUGAUUGCUCAGUCUGAAAGGAAUAACAUAAAACUUUGGCAUCAAAUAUUGUUGAUUUCACAGUCUGAAAGGAGUAACAUAAAACUUUGGCAUCAAAUAUUGUUGAUUGCACAGUCUGAAAGGAGUAACGAAAUUGCUGUUACUAAUCGCCAGAUAGAACAUUGUCAGAGCUGAACCAACUGACAACACUUUCAGAUUUUAAACACUGUAAGAGUGUUAAUUCAAUUCAUGAAAGAGACUAUGUAUACAUAAGCAAACCAUAAAAAUAAAAUAAAAUCCCUGUGCUGAGGAAAAUAUUAUUAGUGUUCAGGAAUGGUGCUAACUACAUACAAGGUUUACUGUAAAUUUGUGAAGUUAAUUUCCAUGAACGACAUGAAUAGCAUAUGACUAUUUUGAAGUUUAUACUUAAAUACAUGUAGUAAAAGUUUCUGUGGGUGGAAGCUGGAAUCCUUUUAUUUGUUAUGACUUUUACCUUAUAUAUCAGUAGAAACAGUUAGAAUAAAUAACCUUGCUGCUAAUCUGGUGCCACCUCUUGCUAGUGUGAUGUUCCAGUUAUGUUUUGAAUAAGUAUGUACAUUGUAUUAUAAACGUUUUGUUGUAGGUUGUGUGAAGAUAUCUCUAAAACUAUUGCUUUCAAAACAUCCAGAGAAAGUAUGGUAGAUAUGUUUCUGUUACUUCUGCUUUGAACUAUAAGGUUCUAGAUUGUUUAGUGAAUUUGUUUGUUAAUUAUCAUUUUGUUUUAAAUGUUGUAACAUCAGUUAGUGUAAAGUAUUUUAUUUAAUAUCCUGCAUUAGCACACAAAAACACCUGUGUCAUUUUCUCCUCACUUUCACAACAUUCCUGUCUAGUAAAGUAGUUAUGUUAGUUGGUGUAAAGUAUUUUACUUGGAUAUUUUCACGUGCUAAAGCAAGGUAAUAAGUAAUUUUCUCUUUAUUUUCCCAACAUUCCUGGCUAGUAGAAUAGUCAUGUUAGUUUGAAUUUUUUUUAUUUUGUAGAGUAUUUAUAGUAGAAAUUACUGUAGCACAGUUUUUAAUAAUUGUUUUUGAUAAUUGUAUUCAACUUUCCUAGUUUAUUUUUGCUGAUUAGGUAUUAACAAUUGCUAGUAUUUAAUUGUUCAGAGAGUAAAAGAUACAGGUCUUUUCUCAUAUAUAUAUUCACACACAUGCAUAUAUUACAAGUGCACUAUUUCAUUUGUGGAAUUUUAACUAUAAUGGAGUAAUUUCUUUGAUUAGAUUGUUUUUUUGCAAAUACCGGUCUCUGAACUCGUAACAUUUGUGUGUCAAUUGGUAUACUGUUUUCUGAUAUUAACACCGACCUUUCCAAUGGAAAGGUCUGUCAAAUAGCUAUUUUUGUUAUUUAUCAUUUUUUUUGUUUGUUUUUAGUGAUUGUUGGAAAAAUUAAAUGUUUGGAUUUGCCUGUGGAAAAAUAAACUUUGACUCCCAUAUCUUCUAAA